Messenger RNA from Ruditapes philippinarum (Manila clam), 1515 nucleotides. RefSeq lists its product as uncharacterized. The transcript is spliced from 3 exons. NCBI's taxonomy places the organism in Eukaryota, Metazoa, Mollusca, Bivalvia, Venerida, Veneridae. The record is from RefSeq and is a predicted model, not a curated record. The coding region runs from base 49 to 1515 and encodes 488 amino acids.
CAUUCCAUCACCAGAGAGAGGCUAACAGGGCAUGAAUGUAAACAAAAAAUGGCUGACCUGAUAAGCCCAAGCGUGUUAAACUUACAGGGAAAAUCACAUUUUCAUUGUUGUGUUCCACUAUGUUAUUCAGAUUCUAGAUAUGAUAAUACAAUUCAUUUUCAUAAAAUACCUAAAGAUGUGAGUUUAAAAAAAGAAUGGAUUGUGAAAAUUAGACGAGAUGAAGGAGAAUAUUUCAAGAUCAAUAGGACAACAGUUGUUUGUUCGAAACAUUUCACACGAGAAGAUUAUCGAUCAUGGACACCAGUUCGAAAAUGUCUAAAGAAAACAGCUGUACCCUCAGUAUUUGACUGGAGUAGUAACAGACCAGCAAGACGAACAUUGAAGAGGAAGAUUUUGUCAGAUGAAAGUCCUACCAUAGAUGGCAGUCAUACCAUGGCCGCAGAUGGACAAAUGGAAUUAGAACAGCCUUUAAUUGCAACACCUCUUAACAUAACAGAUGAAAAAGAAAUUAUAACAAAGUUGAAAGAAGAAUUACAGAAAAUUAAAGAAGAAAACAAACAGUUAAAAUAUCAAUUUGAUGUGGAACGUUUUGGUACAAACAGAUUUUCAAAUGAUGACAGUUGUAUAUCUUUUUAUACAGGAUUUCCAACAUAUUUAUCUUUCAUAACAUUUUUCAAUGUAAUACAACCAUCAGCAAAAAAUAUGAAGAGUGCUUACUAUGAAGCAAGUGAAACUAUCAGCUUGGCUGGUCGAAAGAGAGGGAUGCAAUUAGUUGAUGAAAUGUUUAUGUUUUUCUGUCGCCUUCAUGCUGGUUUGUUAGAAAAAGACUUAAGUGUUAGAUUCAAUUGUUCAGUACCUACAGUUAGUAGAAAAAUUAUAACAUGGGCAAACUUUCUAUAUUUUAUACUAGCAGAUAUUCCAAUUUGGCUUUCCAGAAAUACAAUCCAAACAUUAAUGCCAGAAGAAUUCAAAGCACUGUAUCCUCGAACGCGUGUAGUAAUUGAUUGUACUGAACUGAGAACACAAACACCUUCUUCACUUGUGCUUAACUCUCAAGCGUUUUCAAAUUAUAAAGGGACAACAACAGUUAAAUGUUUGUUAGGCAUUGCCCCACAUGGUUCGGUAACAUUUGUGUCCACACUAUUUACAGGGUCAAUGUCUGAUGUAGAAAUUACGAAAUUGUCAGGUCUGUUGGAACUUAUUGAGCCUGGAGAUGAUAUUAUGGCUGAUAAAGGUUUUACUUUAAAAAAGGUACUGCAGGAAAAAGGAGCCACAUUAAAUAUUCCUGAUUUUUUAAGCAACAAAAGACAAUUUUCUGUGAGUGAAGUAGAAAACACCGAACAAAUUGCUGGACUGAGAAUACAUAUUGAACGUAUGAACAGAAGAAUUAAAGAAAACCAUUUAUUUGACACACCUAUACCUCUGUCAUUGAUUGGCUCUAUAAAUCAAUUAUGGACAGUGGCAUGCCUGACAGCAAAUUUUAAAGGACCACUUGUUAAGUCAUGGGCGUCAUAA